Molecule: messenger RNA, 1989 nt
Organism: Tachysurus fulvidraco (yellow catfish)
Lineage: Eukaryota; Metazoa; Chordata; Actinopteri; Siluriformes; Bagridae
Product: UDP-glucuronosyltransferase 2A2-like
Exons: 2
Coding region: 284-1861 (525 amino acids)
Molecular function (GO): UDP-glycosyltransferase activity
Source: RefSeq, a predicted model, not a curated record
GAAAACUAGAUGUUUGGAGAAAUACGUGCUUCGGAUGAAUGUAGAUAAGAAAUCUUAGAAAUAUGUAAAUAGUUACCAUUUACAUUAAACGUUUUAGUUGUAAAUCAUAUCAGCAGUACAUGAUAGUUUCACCCUUUCAAGCACGUGAACAUGAUCUUUGAACAUAAUGUACUUUUUCCGAGGUCUUAUUGCUGCUGAUAAGCUCCCGGGCGGCACAAUCAUUCACAGGGGCUUUUCACCUACAUACCAGAUAGAUUUGCUUUUACUUAGGUUGUGAAGGAAGAUGCAUUACUCAACGCUUCUCACAGUUUUGUUCCUGCUGUCUGUUUCAUGUGGGGUCUAUUCUGGUAAGAUUUUGGUAUUUCCAGUUGAUGGAAGCCACUGGAUUAAUAUGAAAGUUCUCAUUAUGGAAUUAUAUUCAAAAGGACACAACAUUACAGUGAUUCGAAGUUCAGACAGUAUGUACAUUAAAGAAGAGUCACCCUACUACAAAUUCAUCACUGUUGAUGUGGGAACAUUUGAUGAUGACUUUUUUGCAACUUUUGUUGCUGCUUCACUACAAGUGCGACAACAACAAAGAUCCUCUUGGGGCAAAAUUAUGUUUGGAAUGGAGGUCUUGAAAAAGUUUUCUGAGAUUCAUGAGAAAAUUUGCAACAUGACUGCCAUGAUCUUUGAAAAUGAGACUCUAAUGAAAUCUUUGCAGCAAGCUAAAUUUGAUAUGGUUUUAGCAGACCCUGCUAUGGGAGGUGGUGUGCUAUUAGCACACAAACUUGGUCUCCCUCUUGUGUUCAAUGUUCGGUGGACUAUUCUUGUUGAGGGCCAUUUUGCCAUUGCUCCCUCUCCUCUGUCUUAUGUACCUGUUCCUGGAGCAGAGCUAACAGACAAAAUGACUUUUAUACAGAGAGUCAUAAAUGUGUUCAGUUACUUCAUCACUUACUAUCAACACGGUAAACAUUUUGGCCAACCUUACAAGGCUUUCUGUCAGAAAUACUUUGGACCUGAUGUAGACUAUUUUUCCAUUCUUCAGAAUGCAGAUAUUUGGCUCAUGAGAAAUGACUUUAUUUUUGAAUUUCCACGACCCACAAUGCCAAAUGUGAUCUAUAUGGGUGGCUUCCAGUGCAAGCCCUCCAAACCACUUCCUGAUGAUAUAGAAAAGUUUGUCCAGAGUUCAGGGAAACAUGGGGUCAUCAUAAUGUCUUUGGGAUCUCUUUUUGGAGAACUUGGAGGUGACAUUGCAGAUGAGAUAGCAGCUGCCUUUGCACAACUGCCUCAGAAAGUCAUUUGGAGACACACUGGACCUCGACCUUCUACUCUUGGCAAUAACACGUUGCUAGUGGACUGGAUGCCACAGAAUGACCUCCUCGGACACACAAAGACUAAGGUCUUUGUAGCUCAUGGAGGAACCAAUGGUAUUCAGGAGGCUAUCUAUCAUGGCGUUCCCAUUUUAGGUCUACCUAUAGCAUUCGAUCAACCCGAUAACCUGUCAAGGAUGAGAAAAAAGGGAGCAGCUCAAGUACUGGAUAUUUCUGCAUUGGACAGCUCUGUAUUUUUAGAGGCAUUAAAGGAGGUGCUGUAUAAUCCAUCUUACAAAGAGAAUAUGCAGAGGUUGUCUCGACUGCAUCAUGACCAGCCCAUAAAGCCUCUUGAUCUUGCCGUCUUCUGGAUUGAAUAUGUCAUAAGGAAUGGAGGUGCUCCUCACUUACGCACACAGUCUUUUAGGAUGUCCUGGAUUACCUAUCACUCUGUGGAUGUUAUACUCACAUUGCUGGGAGCUCUGUUGAUCAGUGGCUGGCUAACAUUUUUGUUGCUAAGAUGUCUUUGUUUUAAAUUAAUCCGUAAUAAUAAAAUUAAGCAUGAAUGAUAUAUUUGCUUAUUUGUAAACAGGAGGUAAAGGGUGUAAUUGUGUACAGAUGUAUUGCUUAAAACCAGCAUGAACCAUGUACUAAGGUUUCACCUCUCUAUCUCGAUUAUUAAACAAAUUUGUAAAUA